Aphanomyces astaci is the source of this 679-nucleotide messenger RNA. RefSeq lists its product as hypothetical. The record is from RefSeq and is a predicted model, not a curated record. The transcript is spliced from 2 exons. Lineage: Eukaryota; Oomycota; Saprolegniomycetes; Saprolegniales; Verrucalvaceae. Gene Ontology annotation, cellular component: mitochondrial intermembrane space. Bases 59 to 289 code for a protein of 76 amino acids. Gene Ontology annotation, biological process: mitochondrial respiratory chain complex IV assembly.
CAUAAAUGUGCGAUUCUUCAUUGGUUUACUUCGACACACUGGAUCGACGCCACAGACGAUGGGAGGGUCUUCUUCACCGCUGCCACCGACUGCCGCCACCGCGCCCGUGCACCUGGGAAGCAAGAGCGACUUUGACGACAUUGAAGGGAUGAUCGAGCGCAACAAGUGUGCCGUAGAGUACUACAAGCUCGAAGAGUGUUUGGGCGAGUACGACCGCGACUGGACAAAGUGUCAGGACAUCGUGCGCCUCCUUCGGGUGUGCAACGCCGCCAAGAACAAGGGACAAUGACAUGCUCGAGUUCUCACGGGGUUCGUGAUAAUCAUAUUACUCUAUCUCGGGUCUGUCUCCCGUCCUGCUGUCGCCUAAAACGGCGCUUCCGCACUUGUUCUACUGGCAUUGCCGCUAGUGUCGUUGCUACUGGUGUCAGCCGUCAUCGUCGCCGCGGCCGCGUCGGUCGCUUCCAUCACGUCCACGUCGUCCUGGCUGUCGUACCACCCGUCCAUCGUGUCAAUCUCCAUCGUGUUUUCAUUCUCCCGGCCUUCCUCUUCCAUGGCCAGCCGCGCGUACUCUGCCCGUGCAAACCGAUCCCAAUCUCUACAAGCCAUCCAUCCCUCCGUUCAGCAUCACACAUAUCCACGUCGUCACAGAAUCGUACGUCAAUUCUGGUUCGGCCAUUUG